CAAGUACUUGAUAAUUAAAUCAGUUUUUGGCUAUUUUAACUGUCAAAAAGUAUUAUAAUAGUAUUGCAAUGAUAUAGUUAUGCAUAUAUUAAUGUGAACAAAUAUGGCGCUGAAUCCAAUUAUCUGGUUAUACUUCAUAACCUUACAAUGUUCUUUUAAUCAAAGAGAUUUUAUCCUAAACUUCGAAGAGACGACACACUCUUCCGGAAAUAUGACAGGACCGUGAUAUUUGUAAGUGGAAAAGAUCGUACUUGUCGUUCAAAAUGUUAGAUCUCGAUUUUAUUAGGGAAUAUUUUAGUAUGCAAGUUAAUGAAAUAAUUUGUUGGUGGUGGUAUUACAUUAAAGAAAUUUCAUGGCAAUUGUUAAUAGCUAUUGUCGCAUACCUUUGCGUUUGUAUUUUUCUUUAUUCAAUCUUGAAGAAAGUUAGCCACACAGCGUGGCAGCUUCCAGGUCCACCUGCCAGAAUAUUGUUAGUCACUGCUCAUCCUGAUGAUGAGGUCAUGUUCUUUGGACCACUGUUAUAUUGGAUAACAAAAUCAAAGGCUAGUGAGAUUUAUCUUCUAUGUCUUAGCAAUGGUGGGGAUAAGAGGAGAAAAGAAGAAUUAUAUGAUUGUACAAAAAUAUUAGGAAUUCCAGAAGCUAAUGUGACUAUAGUAAUGAGCACAGAGUUACCUGAUGAUCAAAAUGUACAAUGGCCAACAGAGAUAGUGGCAGAAUGUAUUUUACAUCACAUAGAAUGUUAUAAAAUUAAUGCAGUUGUAACAUUUGACAAGCAUGGUAUAAGUAGACACAAAAAUCAUAUCUCUCUGUAUUUUGCCAUAGCUGCAUUAUGUAUAGAAAAGAAAGUACCACACUAUUGUAAACUAUACGUGUUAGAGUCUGUGAAUAUAAUUAGAAAAUAUAUGCAACUCUUAGAUUUACCAGUUAGUUUAUUAUGCGCUUCAUACUGGUAUUUAGUGACAUACGAUCAAAGAAAAGUCAUAAGAAAAGCCAUGAUUGCACACAAGUCGCAAUAUGUGUGGUUUCGGAAGUUGUACAUGAUAUUUUCGCGAUAUACGUUCGUCAAUACUUUGCAAGAAAUGAGUGCUCUUGAUCUAGAGUUGGACCUCCAAUUUUUUGAUGAGUAAGUCAUGUUAAAUCGUAAAUUUGUACAGAUUGUAAUUAAUUGUACAUAAUGAAAUUUGUCUAUUAAUGUAUAAUAAAAUGGUAGGAUUCUGAAAGUACUUUAAAACUAUUUUAAACAACUAAACGUAUGUGUCGAUUAGAAAGUAUUUUUUAUUUGAUCUUACAAGAAUAUACAAAUGUUUAAAAAAACAAAUACAGAACAAACUUGAUAAUAAAUCCAUCUUUUGUUCGUACAGUAAUUUUUCUCAUACAAUUAUUUAUUGCAACUUUGUAUAAAUGAAACUCACUGUCCAAUUUGAUAUGUAUUUAUAUAAUGUGCGCGAUAUAGUACUUUUUGAACGUAUCAUACAGUCGGAAAUAGUCAGAAUUACGAAAUAAUUUGAGCAAGUUGAACUUGUGACAUAUCUUAACCAUAGGUAUUUGUGUUAAAUAUUGUCUACCAAUAAUAACAUGUAAUAUAUA
Molecule: messenger RNA, 1587 nt
Organism: Osmia lignaria (orchard mason bee)
Lineage: Eukaryota; Metazoa; Arthropoda; Insecta; Hymenoptera; Megachilidae
Gene: PIG-L
Product: phosphatidylinositol glycan anchor biosynthesis class L
Cellular component (GO): endoplasmic reticulum
Molecular function (GO): N-acetylglucosaminylphosphatidylinositol deacetylase activity
Source: RefSeq, a predicted model, not a curated record